Messenger RNA from Xiphophorus couchianus (Monterrey platyfish), 2576 nucleotides. RefSeq names its product transmembrane p24 trafficking protein 4 (gene tmed4). The transcript is spliced from 5 exons. Lineage: Eukaryota; Metazoa; Chordata; Actinopteri; Cyprinodontiformes; Poeciliidae. Bases 59 to 721 code for a protein of 220 amino acids. The record is from RefSeq and is a predicted model, not a curated record.
UCCCCUUCCUUGUUCCGCAGGGGAAGCUGCUGAUGUAUGCUAAAGCGAAGGAGGUGACAUGAUGCGCUCCGUGCCAGCCGCUGCUGUUACUAUCCUGCUAGCCUGGAUUUACCCCAGCUGUGGGCUGUACUUCCACAUCGGAGAGACAGAGAAAAAAUGCUUCAUUGAGGAAAUUCCCGACGAGACCAUGGUCAUCGGAAAAUACCGGACCCAGCUUUGGGACAAACAGACCGGUUCCUUCCUCCCCUCCACUCCUGGCCUCGGGAUGCACGUCGAGAUCAAGGAUCCAGACACGAAGAUCAUCCUGUCCCGUCAGUACGGCUCCGAGGGCCGCUUCACGUUCACCUCCCACACGCCUGGAGAGCAUCAGAUCUGCCUGCACUCCAACUCCACCAAGAUGGCUCUGUUCGCUGGAGGGAAGCUGAGAGUCCAUUUGGAGAUCCAGGUCGGAGAACACACCAACAACUACCCUGAGAUCGCAGCGAAAGACAAGCUGACCGAGCUGCAGCUGCGAGUGCGACAGCUGCUGGACCAGGUGGAGCAGAUCCAGAAGGAGCAGAGCUACCAACGGUACCGGGAGGAGAGGUUCCGCAUGACGAGCGAGAGCACCAACCAGCGCGUCCUCUGGUGGUCCAUCGCUCAGACCUUCAUCCUCAUCGUCACCGGGAUCUGGCAGAUGAGGCACCUGAAAAGCUUCUUUGAAGCCAAAAAACUGGUUUAGCGCGUUCCGGGAGACGAGAGAAACACGGUGGACUAAAAGGAGGAGCAGAACCCGGUCGGCAGCCGUAUCUGGUACCAGUUGACCCACACGCCAGUCCUGGGAAGCUUUUAGGUUUUACUUCUUAGCGUUUUCGGUUUUCUGCAGAAGCGCCGCAUUCCAGCUACAUUUCUACUCAUGUUUAGGUUUUUUCUAAAAAAAUAUUUGGACCACACUGGACAUUUUUUUGUUGUUCUUUUUGUGGGUUUUUACACUAAAGGAUUUCUGUGAAAGGCGUAGAAUGUUAAAACUGUUGCAUGAAAAUAACUUAACAAGUUUGGUUGUUUAGUUUGUUUUGUUGCUGUUUCGUAACAGCCUUCAGUUGUGUUCAACCUGAUUUCCAACGUGUCCAAAUAUUAUCCUGAUACAUGAACAGUUGGUUUGCAAUUUCAGGACAUUUUCAUCUCUGUCCUCAAUAUUUCUUUAAGAUAGGAGACGUCAGAGCUUGACCUGUUGAAUUUGGUUUCCUGACAUGGAACUUUUCUAAAGCCCGUUUGAGGUAAUCAGUCCACCUUAAACAUCCUGCUGACAUCGGGGGUCAUGUGAGCUUUCAGAACACAGAGCUGAGAUUGUGGAACCAAAGGGGCGUGGUCUGUAGCUGUGUUCAUGGAUCUGUGUCCAAUAUAAGACGUAUGGAACCUUUUCCAUCUGGCUUGGCGUCAUGGAGGCUGUCUGAAGGUAUUGUCCGUACAGGUCACAGUGGUUAUUGGGUGAAAGGAGCUAGGUUAGGUUAGGUUAAACUUUAUUAGUCCCAUAGGGAAAUUGAGUUUUUUUUAAACUGUAAACAAAAAAGGUAAAAUGAUUAAAUUGGUUUAAAACUAACAAAAACAUGCUGUAACCAAUUAAAGUCCUACCUACAAGAAUAUUGACUUUAGCUGCAGCCUGUCAUUACGUACGUCAAAAUGCAUUUUGAUUCCUCUCAAUUUUGCUUGAAUUUAAACACCAAUCAGUCACAACAUUGUGACCAAAAGCUCAAAUAAUCCGUCCAAAAACAGCUUUUAGCUGUUCAGGUUUUGAUUAGGACCAUCUGGAGGUUUCCCGGGGUGUUUCAUCCUGGAAUGUCGGCAACACGUCCUUCGUGUCUCUGCAGAGGCCAUAAAGGCUGCAUGUCCAUCUCAGACUUUAGGUGCUUUUCAAAAGAAUUGUCAGAUGAAGCCAUACACCAGGAUGUGCAGUAACUGAUUAAAGGGACAGAAUUCUCCAGUGAUUGGACUAGACCAUAUAAGUGUACUUGAAUUUUAGAACGUUAGAGCAAGCCCUUCUUUCUCUCUUUUGGAAUUUCUUUAUCCUGGAUCUCACGCAUGAUGUGAACAUUUAUCAGCUUGUCGACACAUUUAGAGGCAGGAAGUAUUUAAUAUAGUGAUCUAGGUAAAAGUUUUUUAUAACACUUUCUAUUUCUUGAUUAAAAUUAGAUUUAAAAAAAAUUUCAUAAAGUAAUUGUAAACGUUUUAGCCGAUGUGUUUCACUCAUUCCACAACACACGAGUUUGUGAUUGUUGGUUCAGGUGUUGAAUGUUUUUUGGUGGUUGUGCAGUUUGGCUUUUUCUUUUUUUUACUAAAUUUAGAGUAUUUUGAGCUUAAACUGUUCAGUCACCAUCAGUGGGGGGUUUUCUGCUAUAGAUUGAAUGUUUGACCCACCAGUCCAGGUUUCUCUGCUGUAUUUUCAUCAUUCCAGUGGCUGAUGCAAAGUGGGGUCAAAAUUUUCUUUCCAGGAAAUAAUUUUUAAAAAAUCCCACCAAGUAGGGUAGGGAUAUUAUUGACAUUAUUUAUGAUAUUAUAUAUGUAUACAUACAUACAUUUUCUUACCCUUUUAACACCAU